AUGGCCACGAGUGAGCAGUUUUUGACCAAGAAAUACGAGAAGUGGAACAACUUUCAGGACGAUUCAGAUUCCGACAAUGAAGAAUUACCUCGUGUACCCACUCAAUUUGAUGUAGAAGGCGAUGCUAAUAUCGUAAUCAGCACAGAGAUGCUAUUAACACCUCAACAGGUGGAACGCUAUCGAAAACUGGAAAAGAAAAAGCUCGAGGUUUGGCAAGUUGUGGUACGCCAACUUCGUGUAUGGUCAGCAUCGAGCUCUGGUGCUGAAGAGGGACAAGAUGCCGUACCAUGUCGACCAUACUGCAUUUUAGUGAAUAAUUUGUAUCCACUUGGUCAAGUGGUAUCUAAGAAAAUCUGUCACCCACCUGAAGUAUAUCCAUCAAGUCAAAUAGUAUUGGAAUUGACACUACAAGCGAUGGUAGAUCCACCGAGCAACACGCCUCAACAUCGUCCAGACAAGAUUGUGUUUCCAGACAAGAAUUAUGUUGGACACUUACGUAAAAGCUACUCUGCUCUCGGAAUUGAGUGUUCAUACUUAUCUGAGUCAGAUGGCAUUGACGCAUAUAUUCAAGAGCUAUCGCAACAUUUGAUUCGAAAAGAUCUCGCAUCUGUAGCAGAAGUGAGCGAACGCCCUGGUUUGAUCUCUGGCGCUGGUGUAACGUCUGAAGCACUUGCCGCUUUUUACGCUGCGUGCGAACAAUACGCACAACUCGAACCAUGGAAUCGCUUUGCAGAACGUCAAGCUAUUCAAGUGGAUGCAGUGGGUAACGAAGAGCUUAGAUUAGACGCACGUCAUCACGUCGGUCGAGGCACCAUCUUUUCAUCCGUUAUAACCACGCACACAGAUACUGAAGGUACUGGUGAUAGCAGCAAUCAUAUUCGUGGCUUGGCACUAUUUUUUACACGUGCAGAUCUUGAACGUCGCGUAUUACCACCUGGAGAGCAACUUGCACUCAUGGAAAACCCUGAAUUACGUCGAUGUGCCAAGUGUGAUAAGCGUGCAAUCGUCGGUAAAGAACUUAAACGUUGUACACGGUGUCAAUGCACGUUUUACUGUGAUGCAGAGUGUCAACGUGGUCACUGGAAGGAUCAUAAAGUUAGCUGCACUCCACCGGGAAGUGCUAGUGGAGACCAAAAAAUUGUUUGGGGAGUGAAGGAAAUGUCGAUACUCUAUGGUCCACAGACUUCGGUUCCAUUUGACGACUUGGAUAUAAUCUCAAAGUUCUCAUUACCAAUUGCUAAAGUUAAAGGCGAGUCUUUAUAUCCCUCUGCAGUAGUAUUUCGAAAAGGUGAUCCAAGUGUACCAGACUUGACAGAACUGGUUUGGCUCACACGAGCAUUGAAUGCACAAAUUGAAGUGAUUGGAAAACAUCCUCUCUUUAUGCAGACGACAAUAAAGGAAUUAUUGGGAUUGGAUGAUUGUAACAGCGAGCCAAGUAAAUUGGAACUUAAGUGUAAAACGCUUGGAUUUGAUGAUCAUCUUGUGAUCCGAAAUAGUACUGUAUUGACUAUGCAAGAUGUAGAAAGAUUGCGCGAAAUGAUGAGGAAGCAAUCAGAUGGAGAUGAAGAAGUUAAGGAUCAGGUUCAAAAGAACAUGAACGAUGAUGAAAGUAUGACUCAUCAAGAUGACAAGCACGAGAGUAAUAACGAAGCCGGUUCAGUCCUUCAAGAUGACAACAAGAGCUGUGUGGUUAUGUAA
Messenger RNA from Plasmopara halstedii, 1698 nucleotides. RefSeq lists its product as hypothetical. Gene Ontology annotation, biological process: regulation of transcription by RNA polymerase II. The record is from RefSeq and is a predicted model, not a curated record. The transcript is spliced from 4 exons. Gene Ontology annotation, molecular function: DNA-binding transcription factor activity, RNA polymerase II-specific. Lineage: Eukaryota; Oomycota; Peronosporomycetes; Peronosporales; Peronosporaceae. Bases 1 to 1698 code for a protein of 565 amino acids. Gene Ontology annotation, cellular component: nucleus.